This is a messenger RNA of Aspergillus saccharolyticus JOP 1030-1, 828 nucleotides long. RefSeq names its product DUF1770 domain-containing protein. The transcript has 3 exons. The record is from RefSeq and is a predicted model, not a curated record. The coding region runs from base 136 to 672 and encodes 178 amino acids. Gene Ontology annotation, molecular function: mitochondrion autophagosome adaptor activity. Lineage: Eukaryota; Fungi; Ascomycota; Eurotiomycetes; Eurotiales; Aspergillaceae. Gene Ontology annotation, biological process: mitophagy.
CUACAUACAAUACCUACCUAUUACUAUUCCGUACUAUCUACUCCGUAUCUAUCAUUGAAUGAAUGGUUCAUUGACUUCAAUUUACUUCCUCAACACACUUACCUCCUACACCCACACAACACCAACUACGCUACAAUGACCGACCCCGUUCUCCAGAUUCCCGAAGUCAUUCAGACCGCUUCGAUCAACCGCAACCCUUCGCCAGACCACGACGUCAACCCGCCGACCGCAGCCUCCGAAAAGCAGCCCGUAGUGGAAGAUGCUCCCUCUGAAGCUGGCAGCAUUCCUUCCGACAUCGUUGACCCUCGCCAUAUGGUCAGGCCCGCCACUCGGCGCCAUAAUUUUCCCCCAUUGCCCGACCUGCGCUUCGAACAAAGCUAUCUUGCCAGCUUGCGUGGCGCCGAUACCUGGGGAAGAGUCGCGUGGAUCACCAUCAGAGACCAGGUCCUCCUCCCUUUGAUGCAGGGUACACUCUGGACCCUGGCUCUCUCCGGCUGGCGCUUCUGGAACCGCAAUGCCUCUCUGAGUGGGCAGACCCUGGGGAGUAGAAUUCGCCGCUGGUGGUACGAGGUCAACAACUGGAAGCUCCCUCCUUUGGGGUCUGCGAGAGAUCCCCGGGUUGCAGCCAAGGUGGAUGACUUCUAUACAGCCCAGUUCUCCAAUGCCGUCUAAAAGCCGUGCCGCUGUACUGCUGGUGUAGCGGCCGAGCCGUUGAAAUACAGCUUCCGUCGAUUGGGAUUUGCAUCUCGGGUGUUUAGCGUUCGGCGUUCGAUCUUCAUUAAGAAGCGGUGAUUAACUGGCAUUUUCAUUUGCUUCUUCAACGUCAAU